Malurus melanocephalus (red-backed fairy wren) is the source of this 2905-nucleotide messenger RNA. RefSeq names its product tRNA methyltransferase 2 homolog A (gene TRMT2A). Gene Ontology annotation, biological process: RNA processing. Gene Ontology annotation, molecular function: RNA binding; RNA methyltransferase activity. The coding region runs from base 424 to 2340 and encodes 638 amino acids. NCBI's taxonomy places the organism in Eukaryota, Metazoa, Chordata, Aves, Passeriformes, Maluridae. The transcript is spliced from 11 exons. The record is from RefSeq and is a predicted model, not a curated record.
GCCGCCCGCCCCGGCCCCGUCACACCGAUCCCGCACAGGCCUUCGGAACCGGCCCCGGGACCGGCCCUGUCACCGACCCCCGGGACCGAUCGCCAGCACAGCCCCUCCCGCCCCCUCAGAAACGUUUUUGUUGUCCUGUUUCCCAGACGCUUUUCCCAUCAGCCCCCGCGCCAUGGCGGCGAGCGCGCGCUUCUCGGCCCAAGAUGGCGACUGCGUGCGGGAAGGGGCGAUGUGUGAGCUGCUGUUUUUAUUAUACUUAAGGGCCGCAGGUGUCCCCGGGCUCGCGGAGCGGCAGCGCUGAGGAACAGUGCUUAAAUAACAACCAGAUCGUUCCUGUGCCGUGGUUCUCGUCGCAGCGGUACGUCCGUGACGCCACGGCCCCGCCCCGGGAGGUGCGCGGGGUGGCUGAGGGCUGGCGGGACCAUGGCGGAGGGACGCGAGUGCUGCGAGCCCGACUGUGACUCGGCUCCUGYGCCGGAGGCUGGAGAUGGGGCUGAGCCGGACAGCCAGGCCGGGGAAGAUUCCGCGGAGAGCCCCGACGUGUACAGAUACAUYAAAGGAGACCUGUUCACCUCCGAGAUCUAUAAAGUAGAGAUACAGAACCUGCCCAAAUACAUCGGGUUUAAUGACGUGAAAAAGUUCCUUGCCAAGUACGGGCUCAAUCCUCACAAGAUAAAACUCUUCGGGAAGCAGACGUUCGCCUUCGUAACGUUCAAGAGCGAGGAGGAGCGGGACAAGGCCAUGCGGGUGCUGCACGGCGCGCUCUGGAAGAGCCGCCACCUCAGCGUGCGCCUGGCCAAGCCCAAAGCCGACCCCAUCGCCAAGAAAAGGAAGCAAGGAGAGGAUUCGGAGCAGGGAGAGGCGAAGCGGCCGGCUCCCUCCGAAGAGGAACCUCUGAGCAAGCGGAUCGCGGAUGUGGUGACCCCGCUGUGGAAYGUGCCCUACGAGGAGCAGCUGGCCCAAAAGAAGCAGGAGUGCGAGCAAGUGCUGCAGAAGCUGACAAAGGAAAUAGGAAAUAACAACAGAGCUUUAUUACCCUGGUUGUUCCUGCAGAAGCAGAAGUUUAAUAAAUUAUGUUGCCCAGUGGAGGGAGUGAAAGCAUCGCCCUUACAGACUGAAUAUCGCAACAAAUGUGAGUUCUUGAUUGGGAUUGGUGUAAAUCAAGAAGACAAAACUGUGGGUUGUCGUCUUGGCAAAUAUAAGGGUGGUACAUGUGCUGUAGUGGAGCCAUUUGAUACUAUUCACAUUCCUGCUAUUGCCAAAAAAGUAGUAAAAGCUUUCCAAGACUACAUAAGGUCAACUCCUUACUCSGUGUACAGCCCCGAAACCUAUGAAGGUCACUGGAAACAGCUCACGGUCCGGACCAGCCGCAGCGGCCACAUCAUGGCAAUUGCUUAUUUCAAUCCUCAGAAACUGAGUAAAGAAGAGCUAGCCAACCUGAAAAUCUCUCUGGCAAAAUAYUUCACAGAAGGGAUGGGAAAGAGCAGUGGUGUUACUUCUCUGUACUUUGUGGAGGAAGGACAGAGGAAAUCUCCCAAUUUGGAAGACUUGCCUUUGGAGCAUGUGGCUGGUGAUAAGUACAUAUAYGAAGAACUCCUUGGCCUAAAAUUUAGAAUUUCUCCUCAUGCAUUUUUCCAAGUGAACACACAAGCUGCAGAAGUUUUGUACACUGCCAUCGGGGAAUGGGCACAACUGAGCCAAGAGAGCACUGUGCUGGACAUCUGUUGUGGGACAGGAACCAUUGGGAUUUCUUUGGCAAAGAAAGUGAAGAAGGUAAUUGGAAUUGAGCUCUGCCAAGAAGCUGUGCAGGAUGCCAAGGCAAAUGCCCAGAUAAAUGAACUGAGUAAUAUUGAAUUUUAUUGUGGGAAGGCAGAAGAUAUUGUUCCUUCCCUAAUGAACAGUUUAGCUCCUCAGAACCUGAUCACGAUUGUAGAUCCACCGCGAGCAGGGCUGCACUCUAAGGUAAUUCUUGCCCUUAGAAGAGCUGAACAUYUGAAGAAGCUCAUCUAUGUCUCCUGUAAUCCCAGAGCAGCAAUGAAUAACUUUGUGGACCUGUGCCGGGCCCCUUCCAACAGGGUGAAAGGAGCCUCUUUCCGCCCCGUUAGAGCCAUGGCUGUGGAUCUGUUCCCUCAGACCAGGCACUGUGAGUUACUGAUCUUCUUUGAGAGGGUGGAGUACGCCAACGGCAGCUCUGCAGCAGCAGCACCUGCUGCAARCGAGGGCACAGCAGCAACGUGUGGCUCUGAGGGCAUGGAUGGCAUCAGCCCCUCGGACAGGGAUGGGAGCCAGGCAGCUGCUGGMCCUGGGGACACUGCAGUCCAAGAGAGGGGGUCACCUUAACUCCUGAGAGACACUUUGCAGAAACGACUUCUGCUUGUUAAUUGCAUCAGUAAUAUCAUCUCUGUAACAUCCAGGUAAUAAAUCUCUGAACAACAGAAUAGUUCCAAGGCUUCCAAGUUAUUUCAUCAUCCUAGUUUGAGUUAAMUUUUAUUAUCAAAGAAUUGCAGAAGGGGGUGUGGUGGAAGAGACCUUAAUGAUCAUCUCAUAAUCACCCCUCUGCCAUGGGCAGGGACACCUUCCACUCAACCAGGUUGCUCAGAGCCCCAUCGAACCUGGGCUUGAACAUUUCCACGGACAGGAUAAUUACAUAUGAUUAGGCCAAAUCCUGCUUUGCUCUUCCUGCCUCUGUACAUAUAUAUGAAUAUAUACACAUAUAUAUAUCUACACACACACACACACAAUUCCUAGAGCAGGUCAACUUGUUAAAGGGACCUGUCAGUAUGUCAUUCAGGUCUGCCCCGUGUCCAAACUGUGCCGUGUUUUUUCAGUAAACAAGUAAAGGUGUAGCARCCUUAACCCUUCCAUAAAUCAUUGACUUGCUACACCUUCACUAGGAAGUUAAAAA